This is a messenger RNA of Larimichthys crocea (large yellow croaker), 3704 nucleotides long. RefSeq names its product CKLF-like MARVEL transmembrane domain containing 3. The record is from RefSeq and is a predicted model, not a curated record. Bases 254 to 769 code for a protein of 171 amino acids. The transcript has 5 exons. Gene Ontology annotation, cellular component: membrane. NCBI's taxonomy places the organism in Eukaryota, Metazoa, Chordata, Actinopteri, Sciaenidae.
UGGGGUAGGCGCAUCGCAUUACACAUCUGGAGAAAGCAGAUGUUGCGCUUUUUUGGAGCUCGCUCUGCGUUUCCGCGCUGUCAUUGUUUCCGUUUCCACCUCCGAGAAGCCUCACGCCUCCACAUAUCUCUCUCUCUCUCUCUCACUAACUUUUUUUUUUUGGUUUUGUCCAUAAUCCGUUACGUUGCGUGGACUUUUUGUUGGACUAUCUGAACUUUGAGAGUUAAAAUCUUUUUUUUUUUUUUUGCGAACCAUGGGGGACAUCGAGGCUCCCGACUCGAAUCGGCCGCGCCAGACUGUCCUAAUGUCUAUUCUUCCGAGCAAGGAGUUCGCCACCUCAAGGAAAGGCAUGCUGCUCAUUGGUGAAGUGGUUCUGUCCUUCAUUUCGUUUGUGUGUUUCGCGGGAUCAACGGCAGUGGCCUUCGUGACAGUUCCCCUGCUGGAGUUCCUGGCUGCUCUCUUCUUGUUGUUCGCUUACUCCACCAAAUUCAACGAGAGGUUUAAAGGUUUCCUCUGGCCUCUUAUGGAUUUCAUGAGAUGCGUGACUGCCUCCAUCAUCUUUUUCAUCAUCUCCAUAAUUUCAGUGUCCAAAUAUUCAGACGGCUCCUCCAAAGCAGCUGGGAUAUUUGGGUUCAUUGCCACCAUCGUUUUUGCUUUAGAUUUUUACCUCAUUUUUAAUGAGCUGGCCAAUUUUCUAAAGCAAGGAGGGGAACCCAGUGAGGAGCCAUCAAGACAGCAAGAUGAGUUUUCAGACUCUGAUUCGGACUGAGAUCACGGCGAUCUUCACCAGCGCAUACGUUUGAUCCUACAAAAAUAAACCUUUGCGGGAGGACUUGCCACUGCUGUGCUGCCAUCUGCGAAGAUCUGCAAGUGUUUCAAUAUGCCAACACAUUACGUUAAUACUGUGUAGGAUAAAAACCACAUCAAGGUCACAAUGAUUGUUGGUUUGUUAUGUGCAUUGAUUGGUAGUUGGGGGGGACUUUCCAUACAGUUUUAUGCUAAAUGUAUAAAGAGGAGGAACCAAAUCCUUUCCAUCCUCUUUGAUUCCACACAUUGAUCAUGAUAAGACAUUCAGGAAACAGGUGUAUAUUGAUGUGUCUAAUUUUCAUGCCCAAACCUCAUAUCCAGUGCCUUAGAUUAUUUGGAAAAAAAUUAUAAAUGCCUGAAAUUAAAAUAAGCUGUGAAACUGUUUGGUCUAAUCAUAAUGAGCCUUCUGGGCAUGUACUGUGACCCUGUAUACAGUCAUAUAUUAAACUGCAACACUAAAUUAAUGUCCUGAGUGAAUAAAUAUUUCAGAGUACUACUAAUAAGUUUGUAUUGUGACAAAAAAAGAAGGAAGUGCUACAUGAAUAAUGGAAAGACAGAUUUCCUAUGUACGUGUGGCAUAAUCGGCAUAUACAAAUCUACAGUAUUACUAUGAAAACAUAUCUAUAGUAUAUAGAAGAACAGAUUGGUUGCAGGUUGGCUGGUUACAACCUCUGUCCAAUUGUCUGAACUCUACAAGAGUGUAUUUUUUAUAAUUUGAGGGUUAUUCUUCCUUGAAAUUUGACUUUUGGGUGAACAGAGUGUGUGUGAUGUGCUGCACUGCAUGACAACCUUUUCUGAGUCAUUAUAAUGUUUAUUUGUCCCCAAAUUUUCCACAUUUAAGUUUAAGUUAAGUUUAGUUGAUACAUUUCCAAACAUAUUGAACUAACCCAAACUUUGAGAGUCUCUCUCCUCUUAUGUUUCAGUUUGCCUGCUGUAUGUUCUUCUUUAACCUGUGUGUGUGUGUCUGAAUAUCCCAUAUGUGAAUUUUCUUUUCUUUUUUUUUGUAUUUACAAAUUGCUUAUCUUGUUUCAUUAACAUUUCUUUUUGUCCAUUCUGCACGUAUGUUUGAUUCUUCAGUUCCUGCUACUACUGAGAAAUUAGACACACUUGAACGCCACAGUGACUGUUUAUGUAAUAUACACUGCACUACAUGAGUGUUAUAACAGCAUUGUGAAUUGAAAAUGGAUGACUGAAAACUGUCAUCAGUGGCCUCCGAUUUCCAUGUGGAAUUUCAACUGACUUAUUAAUAGUCAAGAAAAUACUCCCAGUGUUGCAAUGAAAGGUCCAGUGUGUAGGAUUUAGUUGGUGUAAUCGCUGCAUUGCGAUCCCCUCACAUCACCCUCACCUACCUAGUGUAAUGGAGAAACAACAAGAGUCAGUAUUUAGUUUGUCUGUUCUGGGAUAUUAUAGCCAUGAAAGAGGAUCCGCUCCCUAUGUAGAUAUAAAAGGUUAAUUUUUAAGUAACAAAACAAAAACAUUAUUUUCAGGUGAUUAUACAUGAAUGAAAACAUAGUUAUGAAUGUUAUGUCUGCCUUAUUUUGAAAUUAGAGGCCACCAAUCUUACACACUGGACCUUUAAAUCGAAUAAUUGUGCAUUUUAUAGAGGAGUUUUGAUAAGUUUGUUACUUCUGCGGCUUCAUUUAUAUAAAGAUUGUGUUCGAAUGGUGCCUCGGCAGAAAUAUGCAUCAGUUGUUUUCAAUAAAAUGUGACCAAAUCUGGAUUCGGAUCUGGUGAAUCUAGUUUAACUCAGACAUAUUCAUUUAAACCUCGAGUUCACCUGAAAAAAAUCAACAUUACCCAAUCCAGGGAUGUAUGUUUUUGGACAGUAACAACACUCAACCAUACCGCUUUGUUGUGCACAUAUGAUGAAGAUCAAUAUUAGUGCCAUUAUAUAAAUGAGCCCCUUUGCUGAUGUUUUUUUGACUGUUUUGCCCUUUGUACAAAAAAAAAUAAUGUUUGAAUAAAAACCUGAGCUAUUUUCAAUAAUGUCCAAAUCACUUUAUUUAAAUUGUCACUAUAAACCGCUGUGAAGCCUUUUGUCAAUGUUUCGAGUACAAAAAUACAGCUGAGUACAGCUCCAUGCUGUACAAGACACACCUUGUUGUAAUCAUUAACAAAGCACACAGAAUUCAAAAAAUUAAACGUCUCACCUCUAACUUCAUCCAAACAGUCAGACCGAUCACGUCCGCUGUUUGUAGCACAAUCUGGAAACUAUAGUGGAAAACAUUUCGUCUCUUCCCCAUAAAUACAAACAUUUCAUAACAUAUUGUAGCAUUAAGUCGUAUAUAGAGAGCUGCAGAUAGUGACAAAUAUGACGGCCAUCAAAUAGCAUAAUGCAUUUGCACGAUUGUGCUGUACAAAUGUUUAUGUGAACAAUUCAACACUCUAUCAAUGUAAGUGGCAGACAGAGAAACAAAUAUGAUUGUCUAUUCAUAAAACUACUUUGAAGUAGCAGUUGUACAUGAUAUAAGUUACUAAGAACACGAGAACAGCCUGAUUAAUCAAGCGUACUGGGUAGUGUGGAAACUUUUCAGGCUGUUUAGGAAGCCAUACAGUUUUUUUAUUUUUCAUAUAAACCCACAGACUGGUCCUUCCCUUAUACACAAACACACACACACACACACUACUGUAGUUAUCUGGCUUUACACAGUCCUUAAGUCACAAGAAUAUAUUUUAGAUGAAGACCAGGAGAUGGAGCCAUAGAGUCAAUUUAAACCCUACACACACUCACCCAAGCCUAAUAUACAUAAAAAAAGGUCUCAAACCACAAUAAAAACACGCAUGUGUAAAUGUAGUGAGGAUUCAAUACAUUGGAACAAUGUAAGACAUCAAAAAUUAAGUUUUAACAUUUCUUCCUUUAAACUAAAAAGCAAAUAUGAUUUUUCAAAAAAAAAAAA